Messenger RNA from Saccostrea echinata, 1152 nucleotides. RefSeq lists its product as uncharacterized. The record is from RefSeq and is a predicted model, not a curated record. The transcript is spliced from 4 exons. Lineage: Eukaryota; Metazoa; Mollusca; Bivalvia; Ostreida; Ostreidae. Bases 1 to 1152 code for a protein of 383 amino acids.
AUGUCCUUUGGCAUGUGUAAUGCCAUUAGUUGUUAUGAGAGGUUAAUUGAGUUAGUUCUUAGAGGUCUCAGAUGGGAGAAAUGUUUAUUAGAUGACAUUAUUGUGUUUGGAAGUAGUUUUGACCAAGCUUUGAAAAAUCUUAAGCUAGUGUUUGAUAGACUUGUGUCAGCAAAUUUGACCUUGAAACCUUCAAAAUAUGUACUAUUUCAGAGAGAAGUGUCAUUUUUAGGCCAUGUGGUGUCUGAUAAAGGAAUUCAGUGUGAUCCUAGUAAAAUUGACAAAGUUAAGAAAUGGCCUGUUCCUAGUAAUGUCACUGAGGUUAGAAGUUUCCUAGGUCUAGCUGGAUAUUAUAGGAGGCCAGGGAAAUUCCAUUGUAAUGCUGAUAGUUUGUCAAGAAGGCCUUCCAAUUAUUGUAAGCGUGAGGAUUGUCCUGAUUGUCAUUUGAGGAAUUGUGUGGAUUCUGGUGGUCGAACAGGUGCACCGCAGCAAACGGACAUCAUAUUACUGUCCUGGGCCUCUAAGAUUGCUCCUGUGGGAACCGACCAAUGGUUCAACUCGGCGGAGUCAGGGUCCCACAAUUCUGUUGAUGACAAUGGUGAUGAUAGUUGUGAUGUUGUAUCUAAUUGGUUGGAUACUUGGCAUGUUGUUUUGGAUGCUUCUACUGACUUGAAAACAUUUUGGGGAUUAUGGGAAUCUCUAGAAGUCAAAGAAAGCAUGUUGUAUUACAAGUGGAAGUCAUUAGUUGAUAAGGAGACUUUGUUGUUGAUUGCUCCUAGACACAUUAGAUCUCAGAUAUUUCAUGAACUUCAUGAGAAUAAAACUGCUGGUCACUUCGGUAGAGAACGUACCAUUAAAUCCUUUAAGCGUAGGGUAUAUUGGCCUGGUAUGUCUUCAGACAUUAAACGUUGGUGUAAAGAGUGUGAUGUUUGUGCCAGAGCAAAAGUGGAAGUUCUUGAUUUAACUGUUCUUGAGGAGGAGAUGGAGGAACUUGUUGGGCAGGAGUGGCCAAAUGAGGGCCAGCAAUGUCCAGUGGAGAAUUGCAAAUCUAGACCGCAUAGAUUUCAGAGAAUUGGAUCCUUCCGGACCCAUAACUUCCAUACACCCAAGAUUCUGGUAUACUAUUGUAUUGUUCGGUCACCUCAUUUAAAAUGA